AUGCGACUCUCCGACGGCGUCGUCGACGCGCGGAGCGACACGGUGACGAAACCGACGGCGCGCAUGAGGGAAGCGAUGGCGCGCGCCGAGGUCGGGGACGACGUCCUCGGCGACGAUCGCACGGUGAAGGCGCUCGAACGUAAAAUGGCGGAGAUGUUUGGAUUCGAGGCGGCGGUGUUCACGCCGAGCGGAACCAUGGCGAAUUUGCUCGCCAUCGCCACGUGGUGCGACGAGCGAGGGAGCGAAGCGAUCAUCGGAGAUAAGUCGCACGUGCACCUGUACGAACAGGGCGGGAUGUCGUCGCUGAUGGGGGUGCAUUCGAGAACGCUCAAGAAUCGCGAAGACGGGACGCUCGCGCUGGAGGAUAUACGAGCCGCGAUACGCACCGUGAGCGACGAUCACUUCCCAGUGACGAAGGUUGUGACGCUGGAGAACACGCAGAAUAAGUGUGGGGGGAAGGUACUGCCGGUGGAGUACGUUCGGGAGGUUGGGGCGUUGUGCGCGGCGCACGGGGUGAAGUUGCACAUGGACGGGGCGAGAAUUUGGAACGCGUUGGCGGCGAGCAUCGAUCACGUUCGCAUCGAUCACAUCUUACAAGGGUGUGAUUCGGCGAGUAUCUGCUUGAGCAAAGCCAUCGGCGCCCCCGUUGGGAGCGUGUUACUCGGCGAUGAGGCGUUUGUUCGAAAGGCGAAGCGGUUGCGCAAAGCGUUGGGCGGUUCGAUGCGACAAGUCGGCGUCUUAGCCGCUGCGGCUUUAGAGGCGAUCGAUGAAGUAUUCCCGAAGAUAGCAGAAGAUCACGAGCGCGCGAGGGCUUUCGCGAACGCGCUACAAGGCGCGACUGGUCUCGAAUGCGCAACGCCGGAGUCGAACCUCGUUCUCGUGCGAAGCACCAUUCCCGGCAUCACUUCCGAGAUGUUGAUGCGGGAAUUGGAGAUGAGCCACGGUGUGUUGGUUUUACCAACGAAUCAAGACACCAUUCGCGUCGCUUUUCACCAUCAAAUCACGGAUGCGGGCGUUGAACGUCUGGUCAGUGGCUUUCGUGAAAGCGUGCUCGAACUCGCUCGCGACCCAAAGCUGAACGAAAUUAUGAUGUCUGACGGUAUGUAA
Ostreococcus lucimarinus CCE9901 is the source of this 1107-nucleotide messenger RNA. RefSeq lists its product with no specific name. Gene Ontology annotation, biological process: glycine biosynthetic process; L-threonine catabolic process. The transcript has a single exon. Gene Ontology annotation, molecular function: L-allo-threonine aldolase activity. Gene Ontology annotation, cellular component: cytosol. The record is from RefSeq and is a predicted model, not a curated record. Lineage: Eukaryota; Viridiplantae; Chlorophyta; Mamiellophyceae; Mamiellales; Bathycoccaceae. Bases 1 to 1107 code for a protein of 368 amino acids.